AGUACAUAUAAAUACCUAGGUAAUUGCCUAGGUAUUUCGGCAGCAAAUUGAUGAUGAUACCCUGAUGACGUCGACCCACUUCUUAAACUACUAGGUACUACCGCGGAACGGGUGCUACUUUCUUCACCUAAGAACUCAAAAAAUAUCGCACUAAUAGGCAAUUUUAACUAGGAUUUAUAUUUGUAGGUAACAUAAGGCAGGGCUAAGUUCGGUAUAACUGCCGUAGGUCGCAACCGAGAUCCAUCCCUCUCACCUAGCUGUACCAUGGCCAACAGGAGGAUUCUCGUUAUCGCGGGGAGUGAUUCCAGCGGUGGUGCCGGCCUGGAGGCCGACCAGAAAGUCAUCGCUGCUCAUGGCUGCUAUGCCAUGACCGCUACCACUGCUUUGACUGCUCAAAAUACGACGGGAGUCGACGACAUACAUUACGUCCCUCCCGAGUUCGUAAGGAAGCAGAUCGAUGCUGUUUUCAGGGAUAUUCAGCCCUGCGUCGUGAAAACUGGGAUGCUUGCGUCUGCGCGUACCAUCGAAAUAGUUGCAGAAGCAUUGAAGGAAUAUGAAGUCGGGAGGUUGGUAUUGGAUCCUGUCAUGGUCGCGACUACUGGCGCUCAAUUACUUCCUUCAAAAGCUGUGAACGAGCUACGAACUCUGCUCCUGCCUCGGACAUUCAUACUUACCCCAAAUAUUCCCGAGGCCCAACUCCUGCUCUCCGAUGGCGGGAAAGAAAGUAUCGACAUUCAAAGCGUUGAAGACCUGGAAGUGAUCGCCCAAGGAGUACUGGAAUUAGGACCUAAGUGGAUUCUCAUCAAAGGCGGGCAUGUUCCCUUCAAAAAAGACGGCUCCGUAGCUACGACCCCUGAAGAAAGGGAACUCGUCGUUGAUCUCUUGCUCGGAGAAGGCCAGGCUACGAGAAUCGAGAGCCCAUAUAUCGAGUCGAAGAACACGCACGGAACAGGAUGCUCGCUGGCUUCUGCCAUUGCCUCAAACCUCUCUAGUGGACUGAAACCCGUGGAAUCUGUCCGAGCUGCUUGUCGAUAUGUCGAGGCUGGCAUCAAAUCCGCACCUGGAUAUGGGAAAGGGAAUGGUCCGAUUAACCAUUUCCAUUCGGUUUUGACGCUCCCCUUUUCUCCUGGGCAUUUUAUAGACUAUCUCCUCGAGCGGCCUGAUGUAUCGCCGGUAUGGCAGCGUUUUAUCAACCAUCCAUUCGUGCUCGGCCUCGGGAACGGAGAGCUGCCACUUGCAUCAUUUAAGGGUUAUUUGAUACAAGACUACCUGUACUUAGUCCAAUUCGCCAGGGCAAAUGCACUAGCAUCGUACAAGUCUAAGAAUAUGGAGGAUAUCGCAGCGGGGGCAAAAAUAGUGUCGCAUAUCCAUACCGAGAUGAGACUGCACGUUGACUAUUGCAAGGAAUUCGGCAUAUCGAAAGAGGAGAUGGAAGCGACCGAGGAGCUUCAAGCAUGUACGGCGUACACAAGAUACGUUCUGGAUAUUGGGCAGUCGGAAGAUUGGCUUGGUCUUCAGGUCGCUCUUGCUCCCUGCCUCCUUGGUUACGGGGCUAUCGCGAGAUAUCUUCACGACGACCCAAGAACGAAGACAGAGGGCAAUACAUACUGGAAGUGGGUCCUGAACUAUGUUGCAGAGGACUAUGUGCAAGCGGUAAAGACCGGAUCUGAUCUGAUGGAAAGGAAUGCCGUCUUACAGUCUCCGUCGAGGAUAGAAGAGCUUGUCAAAAUCUUCAUCCACGCCACUAAGAUGGAGAUCGGGUUCUGGGAAAUGUUCCCGUCGGCUUAACGCGUCAUGAAGUUCAUAUAAUUGGUGCACGAUAGAAUAAAAAGGCAAGCAUCUGACGCGAAUAGAUGAAUGAUGAAGGGCAUUUAUGUACCUCAGUAUUCAUGCUUUCUCGUCCAAGACAAUCCCAGACAUUCCUAUUUCCCAAGCGACAUGGCCUUUCGAGGGAGUUAGAUACAAUUUAAUAACACUGCGGCCGAUUGCGUUGGAUUGCAUUUGAAAUAUUAUACCCGUCAAAAGAUACCUAGGUACUUGUGUAUGAGCCUGAAGAGAUGCUUCGGGUGUCGGGUGUUCUGUGGAUGUCUUCAUACGGAGGUUGGGUGCACAAUACUAGGUGAAC
This is a messenger RNA of Annulohypoxylon truncatum, 2125 nucleotides long. Its product is annotated as Phosphomethylpyrimidine kinase-domain-containing protein. The transcript has 10 exons. Gene Ontology annotation, cellular component: cytosol. The coding region runs from base 265 to 1788 and encodes 507 amino acids. Gene Ontology annotation, molecular function: hydroxymethylpyrimidine kinase activity; phosphomethylpyrimidine kinase activity; thiaminase activity. Lineage: Eukaryota; Fungi; Ascomycota; Sordariomycetes; Xylariales; Hypoxylaceae. The record is from RefSeq and is a predicted model, not a curated record. Gene Ontology annotation, biological process: thiamine biosynthetic process.